AUGUUGAAGAGAGAAAUGGAGCGGCAACAGAUGGCAAACCAGAGAAUGGUGGAGUUAGCCAUGCUAGAGAGCCGAGUCAUGAACAAUGGUGACUUAACAAUAACUCAGGUUAACGACAGCAUAGAACGCGGUGGUAGAAUGGGAGAGCUCAAGACUGAAAAGCAUGUCAAGUACAUUUUAUCAGUUGAGAAGAGGAAAGAUGAUUAUGUAUCAGUGGUUAUGGAGCACCUAAGGUUAAAUGGGGCAUACUGGGGAUUGACAACUCUUGAUAUUUUAGGGAAGCUUGAUGCAGUUGAUGAAGAUGAGGUUGUUUCAUGGGUCAUGCAGUGCCAACAUGAAUCUGGUGGUUUUGGUGGUAAUACAGGACAUGACCCACACGUGUUGUAUACCCUCAGUGCUAUUCAGGUUUUAGCACUAUUUGACAAGAUAGAGGUUCUUGACAUCGAGAAGGUCUCGAAUUACAUUGCCGGCUUACAAAAUGAAGAUGGAUCCUUUUCAGGUGACAUGUGGGGUGAAAUUGAUACAAGGUUUUCUUACAUUGCAAUAUGUUCUCUUGCGUUGUUACAUCGGUUGGACAAAAUCAAUGUGGAAAGAGCUGUCAAGUACAUCCUUAGUUGCCAGAAUUUGGAUGGUGGAUUUGGAUGCACACCUGGUGCAGAAUCUCAUGCUGGGCAAAUUUUUUGCUGUGUGGGAGCUCUUGCUAUUACUGGUUCUCUACAUCAUGUUGACAAGGACCUCCUUGGAUGGUGGUUGUGUGAACGACAAGUAAAAUCUGGAGGCCUAAAUGGACGUCCUGAGAAGCUUCCUGAUGUCUGUUACUCUUGGUGGGUCCUUUCUAGCUUGAUCAUGAUUGAUAGAGUUAACUGGAUUGACAAGGAAAAGCUUGUUAAGUUUAUCUUGGAUUGCCAGGAUAAAGAAAAUGGUGGAAUUUCAGAUAGGCCAGACGAUGCUGUUGACGUCUUCCACACCUUCUUUGGUGUUGCAGGUCUUUCGCAUCUUGAAUAUCCAGGAUUGAAAGCUAUAGAUCCAGCUUAUGCAUUGCCUGUUGACAUUGGUCAACACACGACUCCAAAUCCUUCAUGGCAUCACUUCGGUUCUGCUGGACUUUGGCCGACUCAAUUUUGUCUAGGCAGACCAUCAGAGACCUGUUCAAUCUUUCCAGCACAUAUCCAAAGGUACCGUGCUGCCCUUGCACGCAAGACUAAGAAUAUGGUUGCUGGAGGCUUGACAGCUUUCGUCUUUGGCUUGUAUUUCUAUACCAUGAGAUCCGUUGGUGGUACCAACGAACUUCAGACUGGUCAACACACGACUCCAAAUCCUUCAUGGCAUCACUUCGGUUCUGCUGGACUUUGGCCGACUCAAAUUUGUCUAGGCAGACCAUCAGAGACCUGUUCAGUCUUUCCAGCACAUAUCCAAAUAAGGACUGUUCCAAACCAAGGUUGCAGAGCAAGCAUACCAGAAAUCCUGAAUCCAGGAGUUGAUAUUGUUCAGUUUUCCAUUACACAAACUGAGAUCUUCAACUACAAAUGA
Molecule: messenger RNA, 1530 nt
Organism: Fraxinus pennsylvanica
Lineage: Eukaryota; Viridiplantae; Streptophyta; Magnoliopsida; Lamiales; Oleaceae
Source: the annotation of a GenBank genome assembly